AGCAGUAGCAGGAUGUCUCUUUCCACCAAACUCACGCUGGACCGGGUGGACGUGAAGGGCAAGCGGGUGAUUAUGAGGGUUGAUUUCAAUGUUCCAAUGAAGGACAACAAAAUAACCAACAACCAAAGAAUCAAGGCAGCUGUCCCUAGCAUCAAGCACUGCUUGGAUCAUGGAGCCAAGUCUGUGGUUUUGAUGAGUCAUUUGGGCCGGCCUGAUGGAGUCCCUAUGCCUGAAAAGUUUUCCUUAGCCCCAGUGGCUGUGGAACUUAAAUCACUAAUGGGCAGGGAGAUCUUGUUCCUGAAAGACUGUGUGGGUCCAGAAGUGGAGAAGGCUUGUGCUGAUCCUCCAGCUGGCUCCAUCAUCCUCCUGGAAAACCUCCGAUUCCAUGUAGAAGAAGAAGGGAAAGGGAAGGAUGCGUCGGGAAACAAGAUCAAGGCUGAUUCAGCAAAGGUGGAGGCUUUCAGAGCAUCACUUUCUAAACUGGGAGAUGUUUACAUCAACGAUGCUUUUGGAACUGCACACCGAGCUCACAGCUCCAUGGUUGGUGUCAAUCUGUCGCAGAAAGCUGCUGGCUUCCUGAUGAAGAAAGAGCUGGAUUAUUUUGCUAAGGCUCUGGAGAGUCCAGAGAGGCCCUUCCUGGCAAUUCUUGGAGGAGCUAAAGUUAAGGAUAAGAUUCAGCUAAUCAACAACAUGCUGGAUAAAGUCAAUGAGAUGAUAAUUGGUGGUGGAAUGGCCUUCACCUUCCUCAAAGUGCUCAACAACAUGGAGAUUGGCAACUCGCUGUUUGAUGAAGAGGGAUCAAAGAUUGUCAAGGACCUGAUGGCAAAAGCAGAGAAGAAUGGUGUGAAGAUCACUCUACCUGUUGACUUCAUCACUGCUGACAAAUUUGAUGAGCACGCGCAGACUGGAGAAGCCACUGUGGCCUCUGGGAUCCCUGCUGGCUGGAUGGGCCUGGAUUGUGGUCCUGAAAGUAAUAAGAAGUUUGUAGAAGUUGUAGGCAGGGCCAAGCAAAUUGUGUGGAAUGGUCCGGUUGGUGUGUUUGAGUGGGAGAAAUUUGCCAAAGGCACCAAAGCUCUGAUGGAUAAAGUUGUGGAAGUUACUGGCAAGGGUUGCAUCACCAUUAUUGGUGGUGGAGACACUGCUACUUGCUGUGCGAAGUGGAACACUGAGGAUAAGGUCAGCCACGUCAGCACUGGAGGCGGUGCCAGCUUGGAACUGCUGGAAGGUAAAGUUCUUCCUGGUGUGGAUGCUCUGAGCAAUGUGUAAAGGACAAAACAUCUCCCCAGUCUGUUCUUGUGCACAGUCCUCAAGAAUCAACACUGCAGCGCUUCAGUAUUUCAACUCUGCAAUAGGCAGAUCACAGAAUGUAAACCAACACUGGACAGGAUUAGGAAGAAAAGAGAGUGGAGAUCUCUUGAGUCUACCAUUUACAUGAUGCAAAUUUGUCCACUGUUAUCCCACUUGAACUAAAUGUAGUGUGUUCAACUGUUGUGAAUUUAGAGUGUAUAUAUUUAUAUUUUGCCUUCUAAAAAGAUUAACUCUUCCUCUUCCCCCACCCUUAGAUAUCUGUUUCUCAAAAGAUUGAUCCUGUCUGCUUCAUCAUUACUGUUUUUAGCAGCUAGUUUUGUCACUUGACUUGGUUCAGAAACAAAAGGGGACUCCAGACUUUUUUUUGGAGAUUGAUUGCAGUUGCUGCUAAAUAAAUGUAUGUAAAGCGCUAA
Messenger RNA from Alligator sinensis (Chinese alligator), 1721 nucleotides. RefSeq names its product phosphoglycerate kinase 1 (gene PGK1). The record is from RefSeq and is a predicted model, not a curated record. The coding region runs from base 13 to 1266 and encodes 417 amino acids. Gene Ontology annotation, molecular function: ADP binding; ATP binding; phosphoglycerate kinase activity. NCBI's taxonomy places the organism in Eukaryota, Metazoa, Chordata, Crocodylia, Alligatoridae. Gene Ontology annotation, cellular component: cytosol. Gene Ontology annotation, biological process: glycolytic process; gluconeogenesis. The transcript has 11 exons.